Trichophyton verrucosum HKI 0517 is the source of this 1971-nucleotide messenger RNA. RefSeq lists its product as uncharacterized. The coding region runs from base 1 to 1971 and encodes 656 amino acids. The record is from RefSeq and is a predicted model, not a curated record. The transcript has a single exon. NCBI's taxonomy places the organism in Eukaryota, Fungi, Ascomycota, Eurotiomycetes, Onygenales, Arthrodermataceae.
AUGGCAGCAGCAGGUGCCAAGGGUGCCAGAAGCGAGAGGCGAAACGGUGGAACCGCCCAAGCUAGCGGGCGAUGGGACGGAGGAGGAAGAAGAAGACGCAGAUGCAGCAGCAGCAGCAGCCAGAAAGCCAGAGAGCCAGAGAGCCAGAGAGCACGCAGGGAGUCGAAAGUGUUGAUGCUUUUCUUCUUCUGCUUCUGCUUCUGCUUCUUCUUGCAUCUCUCCCUCUCUCCCUGCUCGCUGCAGACUCUCUCUCACUGUCUGGCCGGUCUCUCGCAGCAAGGCUCCCUCCUCGCAGUCUCUCGGGUUAAGUCUUGCCCUGCAGUGAGCGACUUUGGCCUUGUUUAUUCACGCAUCGCUCGAGAACCAGCGCAAAAAAAAAAAAAAGGGACGCCCGUACAAAGAGGCUCUUUUCUCGCUCUCCGACACUCCAGCCGCCGUCCAUCACCAUCACCACCAGCAGCAGCGAAAAAGGAGAAGAAGCAGCAGCAGAGGACGAAGAGAAGGAGAAGCAGGAGGAGAAAAAGAAAAGCACUCCCUGGCCGUCCUUGUCUUUCUUCACCCCGUCCGCUCCCAUUCCCAACUCCACGGUUUCGGGGCCUUCCAUCGCUCAGCUCGCCCGGCGUUGGAACCACGCUCGAUAGCCUCAUUGGCUGUGCUCGCUUUUCCUCUGCGCAGUUCUGGGGGGUUGUGUUGGCCGCUGGUGUCUCUCUCUCUCUUACAAAACACCCUUGCUUCUCGUCUAUCUCGAUCAUACUCCGUCCUCCUCCUGAUUCAUUCACCCUGGCUGGCUGCUCGCUGACCAACGCACCACCCGUUGUUACUGCUCUUGUCGGCGGCCAUGGCGGACUCCAGGGACCCAGGGAAGCCCGGCGGCGACAAGGAGAAGGAGGAUACUCUCUCCAAGUACAUCCAGCGCAUGAAGACCGUCCUCAAGGGGCCUCGCAGAGCUGCAGACAUGGACAGGAGGUCAGUCUCCCUUCUUCUUCUUUCUACCUAUCUAUCUAUCUAUCUACGUACUUGGUGAUGCUAAUAUAUACUGGCUGCAGACCACAGCUGGCUGCUCGUCCUAGAGCCGCUGCUCCCGCAGACGCAGACCUCACCACAGACCCAGCAACAGCAUCUCCGGCUCCAGGUCAAGCUCAGGGUCAAGCUCAACCACCGCCAGCUCCUCGCCAGUGGACUUCGAUGCAGGAGGAGCGCGCCCGCGCCCUCUUCGCUAAGUACGGCCUCACCCUCGAACCAGGCGAAUGGAUCACCGGCCCUGCUACUGGCCUCACCUCCUCUCCGGCCGGGCCUACCUCUCACCCUACGACCAACGGCCUCACCAACAACAUCUCUGCCAGCAACAACCUGAACCAGGUCGAACGAGUCGAGAAGCCCAUUCGAAUGCGUGUUCGUCGCAACUGUCACCGCUGUCUGGCCACCUUUGGCGCUGACAAGGUCUGCGUCAAGUGUGAACAUACCCGAUGCAAGAAGUGCUUCCGCUACCCACCUUCAAAGUCAGAGACAGCUUCAUCCGAGCCCAAGAGGGAGCGGGCCCAGAAGAAGAUCGUUAACGUUGCUGCGGGUGCCGGUACUACAAACACAGCUGCAACAACCGCUGCCACCACCGCCAAUAACAACAACAACAAUACCGCAACACCAACACCAACUGCGACAACGGGGGCUGCUACUGCCGCCGCUUCUGCCGGUGGUGGUACUGCGAGUGCAGGUGGCACUCGCGACCGUGCAAGGGAGGAGGGACGAAAAACUUGCCCUGAGAAGAUUAUCUUGACCAUUCCCAGCCGGACGGGCGGACAGGACCUUGUGCGCAAGCCUGUUCGCCAGCGUGUGCGGCGAACCUGCCAUGUCUGCAAUACGUUAUUCGAAGGAGCUGCCACCGAGUGUCUGAAAUGCCACCAUCUUCGGUGCAAGAAGUGCCCCAGAGACCCGUAUGUCUUUGCCUCUCUCCAAGGCCUGGCCACUGCUUAG